AUGCAGCCCAGGACACAGCCCCUAACCCAGGCCUUACCCUUCUCCCUUGGAGGGGUCCUGCGAGACGCUGGGCUCCGUGUGCCUGUCAUUAAGAUGGGCACAGGGUGGGAGGGCCUGCAGCGAACCCUGAAGGAAGUGGCCUACAUACUGCUCUGCUGCUGGUGUAUCAAGGAGCUGCUGGACUGAUGACGCCAGGGAGCGGCUUCCUCUACCGCUGACAGCAUGGCUGGCACCGCUCAGCCCCGUCAAGACUCCUGGGGCCAGCUGUGCCUGACCAAGGACAGGUGGGCCACAAACGACGACUGAAGAGUGAAGUGUGGAUCCUGCUUUGAGCUGUGCCAUCUGCCAGACUAGCCUCGUCUCUGGACCUCAGUCCCCAACCUCUGCCUCUGUCGAACCUCUGGUGAGCGGGAGUCUGGCCUGCUGGCCGGCGCUCCAGUAAGACGACCACAGGACCUGGCACACCUCUACGCCUGGCACAGUGAGCCCUCCAGCCCAGAUGGGUGAUCUCACCGUGCUCUUAGUACCAGGCAUGGGCUGUGCCCUAAGAUCUCUGUUUGAGAAUCGCUGAACUAUACGUAUAAUAAAAAGGCUUUGAGGCCAAAAGUUCCAAAUGUCUAAGAGGGAAGCAGACAAAAGUCGGCACUGAAGGAGUCUUCGAGCCAGAGUGCAGCAGACCAAGGAGGGAAGGAGGUUGUCCAGGACAGAAGUGACAUUGAAAUCCAGGUUUCCUGACUCACUCUUACCUGGGUGGGGAGAGUGGAGGGGAGAAAGGCCAGGAUCCUCCCACCUAUGUAUAGCGAGGGGUCCAGCUUGGCGUGUUCUGUGAGGCCAGGGUAUUAGAAUGGCCACCCGAGGGUCUCAACCCUUCCCCAAGUAGAGGACCUGGUGUAGGGAGCUCCCUGCCUCUGAGGAGCUUAGGGAAAGCACCGUGCUAUUUCCAGUUUGUGGAGGAAGUGGGCCCCAUGAGCUACCAGAGCUCGGGGCUCACACACACACAACUAUAAGAGAAAAACCAUCUGUGCAGCCACACCGGUUCCUCAGGCUUAUCAGGGCAUGACUCCUAUCAGGACACCAACGGUUUGAGUAAGUAGAACUGACUCCUCGCUUCCCCUUGGAAGCCAAUAACAGGAUUUCCCAAAAGACUCCCAGUGGUAGGUACACGUGCACAUCGUCUUGCUCACACUUACUCACACGCCCCCCCCACAGCCUCCCACAACCGCAAAGCCAGCAACAGGGCUUGUUCAGUGUCCUGCUGGGAUCGCCAUUCAGAGAGUUCCUGACCUCCUUGGGCCCAGGUAUUGCUCAUCCCCCUUUCUCAUCUGGGACACUGGCCUGAUCCGUAUAUGGGGCCCUCUUGCUCCCUCUCUGGGAUCAGCUCUUCUUCAACCUUCUUAGUUAACUCCUUUCUCUCUGGGUUUUUUCCUUUUUGUAAAGGUAGUAUAUGCCUAAAGUAAAUAAUUCUCUUUUCUUUUUUGCAGUUCUGGGGAGUGAAGUGAACCCACAGGCGUUCUUUACUCCUAGUCUUUUUUUUUUUUUUUUCAGUUGUAGACAGACACAAUACCUUUAUUUUAUUUAUUUAUUUUUAUGGGAUGCUGAGGAUCGAACCCAGUGCCACACAGAUGCGAGCCAAGCACUCUGCCACUUAGCUACAACCGCAGCCUUCUCCCCAGUCAUUUUUAACUUUUGAGAUAGGGUCUUGCAAAGUUGCUGAGGAUGGCCUUGAACUUGCAGUUCUCCUGCCUCAGCUUCCUCGAUCACUGGGAUUACAGGUCUGUCCCACCACACCCCACUUAAAGAACUCUAGAAGUAAAAAUUAAGUCUCCUACACCUAUCCCCCAGCCUCCCUUGAAGAUAACCACAAUAACCAACUUCUUGAAGAACAUUCCAGAGAUAGUUAUGCAGGUCUGAAUCUUCAUUCAUUCAUUCAACAAAUAUAAUUGACUGUCUGCUAUAUGUAAGUCUGGGUGUUUUGGAUACAGCAAUAAACAAAGCAGAUCCCUGUA
This is a messenger RNA of Marmota monax (woodchuck), 2006 nucleotides long. It is a transcript of the gene Lenep, whose product is annotated as lens epithelial protein. Bases 1 to 186 code for a protein of 61 amino acids. The transcript is spliced from 2 exons. Gene Ontology annotation, biological process: multicellular organism development. The record is from RefSeq and is a predicted model, not a curated record. NCBI's taxonomy places the organism in Eukaryota, Metazoa, Chordata, Mammalia, Rodentia, Sciuridae.